CAGCGCAGCUGGGAUUGGCAGUGUAGUUGAUAUCAGACGACCCAAGUUUACCAUCUGGCCUGAAUGGAAUGAUGCUGACAUCAAUGCUGAGAAAUGGGUUCCAUGGGAGACAACCAAGAAAGAGGAAAAGAAAAAUUUAAAAUCACCAACACUCCAACAAUCACAUAACUACUUUGACGACCCUGAAGGAAAGACUGAGCUGCCACCAUCCUUGAAAGUAGAUACAUGGAGAAGACCAGGAGAAUUUAUGAUCAAGGCCCCAGUUGUACUAGAAACAGACAGUAUACUAAAAGGAUUUGACCUUAUCAGUGCAAAUGAACACUUGCAUGAAAGUGAGUUUAUUCGCCACUGCAUCAGCCAGAUCGUCACAUUGUGGGAACUGUCAGCUGUAAAUAUCCCAGCAGAAAGCACAGCUGAUUUAUCUUCUCAAGGCGGGGAUUUGAGCCACACAUGGAACCCGUGGGAACACAUUUACUCUCUCUGUAAGGCUGGGAAAGCAUCUCAUUUGCCUUUGUAUAAUGUGUAUGGGAAAUAUGUUGUCCGGCUGUACUGGAUGGGCUGUUGGCGCAAAAUAACAAUUGAUGACACCAUACCAUUUGAUAGUCAUGGCCGGAUUCUGCUGCCUACAACCACAUUACAGCAUGAGCUCUGGCCUAUGUUGCUGACCAAAGCAUUAAUGAAAGUAGCUUCACUAGACUAUACUGGGGGAAAUCAAAACCAGGAAUUUGGUGACAUUAGUGUGAUUCAAUGCUUAACUGGCUGGAUUCCAGAAGUCAUCCCUCUACAAAGAGGACUCACGAAUGAAGUCUGGGAAUUGAUGAAAUCUUCCCUGACUGAAUGGAAACUUCCACUUCAGGAAUGGCAAAAGGCUCCUGAAGAUAUAGAAAAUGUUAACAAAGAUAUAUCAGAAGUUACGAUUAGAGAUGAAAAAACAGACAAGGAAGCCAGUCAUAAAGAUGGCAAGGAGAAGGGAAAAGAGAAAAGGGAAGACAAGGCUGGAAAAGAUGAUAAGAAAGACAAGAAGGACAAAGGAAGUGAGUUUCAU
Molecule: messenger RNA, 1045 nt
Organism: Candidula unifasciata
Lineage: Eukaryota; Metazoa; Mollusca; Gastropoda; Stylommatophora; Geomitridae
Source: the annotation of a GenBank genome assembly